This is a messenger RNA of Suillus clintonianus, 873 nucleotides long. RefSeq lists its product as uncharacterized. Lineage: Eukaryota; Fungi; Basidiomycota; Agaricomycetes; Boletales; Suillaceae. The record is from RefSeq and is a predicted model, not a curated record. Bases 1 to 873 code for a protein of 290 amino acids. The transcript has 4 exons.
AUGUGUCAAUUGGUAGAGUUGAUGAAGACCAUGCUACGUCUUCAAAUUACCAUGGCGGCUGUUGGUGAUAUCAAGAAUGGCCUCAGCGAAUGGGUUCAAAAAUAUGAACAGUGCGUUGUACAACAGCCAUGGAGCCACCUCAACAACUGCCUACUCCAUAUGACGUACCUUGAACAACUCGCAGCGCGCUUUGACCUAGAAGACGAACUUCAGGCAGUUAAUGAGCAUAUCGGAGAUGGGCCUAUUGGGUAUGAGCGCAGCUACCCAGAAUACGCAGACUAUGUGCUGCGACCUCCAUACACAAAAAUCCCACAUAUGAGCCAGGACCUCGAAAGAUGGCUAGCGAUUUAUUUCAGUCAAGUGCUUGGCAAGCGCAAGACUGAAGUCACCACUCACCUAGGCCUGAGUGUGUUGUCCACGGGCAAAUUCCGUAUACGUCACGGUGGAGAUUCGUUCAGAACAGAAGCUGUAUCGAAAAGGACUGGUCAGAACGAACGAAAGAAUUGUUAUGUUCGUUAUGAAAUUCUACAAUAUAGCAGAGGCGUCCGUGAGCCCAUAUGCAAGAUUUGCUAUGGACAUCUCGACAAAAUAUUAGUGUAUCAAGUUCCGAACGACCCGUUCUUCGGCAUCCUCAGCGGAAAGGAACAAGUACUAGUGUUAUUAACACCAUGGAAGACAGACGGACAGGAUGCAGCAAAGACACUCACUUGGGUCCAGGCAAAGUUAGCUCCCAUUAUUACCGACAUUCGAAAUAUAAAGGCCGUUGUUGGAUUGGUUGACACUCGAAAGAGAUCAGGGAUCAUUGAUAGAGCACGGGAGUCUGUAUUUUCUGGAUUUGAUGACUUGGGAGUUGACGAGAACGAUGAUGAUUAA